This is a messenger RNA of Vitis riparia (riverbank grape), 1923 nucleotides long. RefSeq names its product 60S ribosomal export protein NMD3-like. The coding region runs from base 21 to 1586 and encodes 521 amino acids. Gene Ontology annotation, cellular component: nucleus; cytoplasm. The transcript has 2 exons. NCBI's taxonomy places the organism in Eukaryota, Viridiplantae, Streptophyta, Magnoliopsida, Vitales, Vitaceae. Gene Ontology annotation, biological process: ribosomal large subunit export from nucleus. The record is from RefSeq and is a predicted model, not a curated record. Gene Ontology annotation, molecular function: ribosomal large subunit binding.
UUGGGCAACCCACUUCUCUCAUGGCGCCGCAUCAAGAAGCCCUUUCUGAAAUUGCCCUUCAAACGAGAGAAUCCCCUGUUUUCCUCUGCCACUCUCAAUCCUCGCAGUUGUCCGACAUGACCGGAGAAGCAGGCAUGUUUAGGGUGCAUCAUACCAUUGGGAGUGUUGUAUGUUGCAAAUGUGGUAUUCCAAUGACACCUAAUGCUGCCAAUAUGUGUGUCAAGUGUUUGCGCACUGAAGUUGAUAUUACCGAAGGUUUGCAGAAGCAUGCCACCCUCGUGCACUGCCCUGAGUGUGAUAGGUACUUUCGGCCACCAAAAACUUGGAUUGAAGCCCAAUUGGAGUCCAAAGAGCUCUUAACUUUAUGCUUGAAAACAUUGAAGAAUUUGAAUCAAGUUAGGUUAAUUCAUGCGGAAUUUAUUUGGACUGAACCUCACUCCAAGAGGAUCAAGGUCAAGCUAAGGGUUCAGAAGGAGGUUCUCAAUGGAGCAAUACUAGAGCAGGCUUAUAUUGUUGAAUACGUUCAACAAGAACAUAUGUGUGAGUCUUGCUCUAGGGUCCAGGCUAAUCCUGACCAGUGGGUCGCUUCUGUGCAAGUCCGGCAACAUGUUCCUCAUAGACGAACUUUGUUUUAUUUAGAGCAACUUAUUCUGAUGCAUGAUGCUGCAAGGUGUGCCAAAAAAAUUAAGCCAAUGAAUCAGGGAAUUGAUUUCUUUUUUGCAAAUUGGAGUCAUGGAAAGAAAUUUGUUGAAUUUAUUGGUAAAAUGGUUCCGAUCAAGAGUCAUCGCCCCAGCCAACAACUUGUCUCCCAUGAUCCCAAGAGCAAUAACUACUAUUAUAAGUACACUUUGUCAGUUGAAAUCUGCCCAAUAUGUCGCGAGGAUCUGAUCUGGCUCCCUCGUGAAGUUGCAUCUGGUUUGGGGAAUCCUCAUCCUCUUGUGAUUUGCACAAAAGUAACAAACCGAAUCACUUUGCUGGAUCCUUAUACUCUCAAGCACCAUUGCUUAGAUGCUAAACAGUAUUGGAGGUCACCUUUUAAGGCUUUGCUUUCUAGUAGGCAGCUUGUGGAAUAUAUAGUAUUGGACGUGGGGAUUGUUUAUUCUGAAGUUCAUGUUGGGGGCUCAAAGUAUGCUUUAGCUGAUGCUCAGGUGGCUCGUCUAUCAGAUUUUGGAAAGAAUGAUACAAUUUUCAACAUAACAACACAUCUAGGCCAUCUUUUGAACCCUGGUGACCAUGCUCUCGGUUAUGACAUGUUUGCAACUAAUAGUAAUGACAUGGAACUUGAAAAAUACAGAGAUUUUGACGUUCCACCUGCAAUUUUGAUAAGGAAAACUUAUGAAGAAAACUGCCAAGGAAAGGGUGGGAAGCCUCCUCCAUUGAUGAGUAGAGAGUACGAAGAGUUCUUAAGGGGUUUGGAGGACAACCCUGAAUUGACGCUUAAUAUAUCAUUACAUGAAAAUAAGGAAUACCCACCACCAUCAGUUAGAGAUGGAGAAGAGGAUUCAGCUUGUGUGGCUUUGGAGAAGUUGCUUGCUAAUGUUGAUUUAAGUGAUGAUGAAGAUGGGGAUGACGCCAUGGCUGAGUGACCUGAAGCAUUUGAGAAGUAAAACAAUAAUACUAUGGACACCAUUGAUGAAUUAAACCUUAUACUAAUCAUCAGCGUGAUGUCCACCAUGAUGUUCCAGCUGUGUUCUAUAAUUGUUUGGAUAGCAUUCACAUGCCCGGUUCUGCACACCUAGUAAUAAAUGUUAGCCUCAGAUAAAUUGUGUUUUGAUUUUUCUGAUGAUGGUUUUUUUUCUUGUCUCUCUGUGUGCUUCUUCAGGCAACUGUUUUGUUUUUUCUGUGUUUAUUAUAGUUAGUAAUAAGCUGGGAACCGAGAUUGUCAAGCUUAUAUAUUCAUAUCUUCAAUGUCUUCAUGGUUAA